Messenger RNA from Emiliania huxleyi CCMP1516, 567 nucleotides. RefSeq lists its product as hypothetical. Gene Ontology annotation, molecular function: calcium ion binding. The record is from RefSeq and is a predicted model, not a curated record. Bases 1 to 567 code for a protein of 188 amino acids. The transcript has 3 exons. NCBI's taxonomy places the organism in Eukaryota, Haptophyta, Isochrysidales, Noelaerhabdaceae.
AUGCUCAUGCUCCGCUGCCCACUCGUUCUCACGCUGACUUCGCGCCGCCCCCUCCUCGGCAUGCGCACGUACCCCCUCCUGGGCAUGCGCACGUACCGUGGCCACGAGGACAUGCUGACCGCCAGCGAGGCGUGCCGCUCACUGUUCUCGUCGCCUGUCUGUGAUGCGUGGCACUCGCUCGUUCCUGAGCGGCCCCUCGGCAGCGACGCGGCACUUCAAGACGCAUUCGCCAAGCUCGACCUAGAUGGCAACGGCCAUCUCGAUGCGCGGGAGCUGAAGCAGGCGCUCCUCUGCGCCGCGAGCAAGACGGUCACGAUAGAGGUGGACAUCGACGACCGUGUGGACGAGAUGAUCGGCUGGGCGGACAUGUCGGACGAUGGUGUUGUCACAUUCGAGGAGUACAAAAAGAUCAUCCUCGCGGGCUGCGCGACCCGCGACGGAGGCCGGGUGAGCGUGCGCAAGGUCUCGGCCGUCGCCUCGGCCAUCUCGUCGCCGCGCACGGCAGGCGCCUCCGUCAACUCGACGACCUCCACGCGGGGACCGGACGGUGACACAAUCUACCUCUGA